Molecule: messenger RNA, 4142 nt
Organism: Contarinia nasturtii (swede midge)
Lineage: Eukaryota; Metazoa; Arthropoda; Insecta; Diptera; Cecidomyiidae
Gene: Cc2d2a
Product: coiled-coil and C2 domain-containing protein 2A
Exons: 6
Coding region: 210-4142 (1310 amino acids)
Biological process (GO): protein localization to ciliary transition zone; non-motile cilium assembly
Cellular component (GO): ciliary transition zone
Source: RefSeq, a predicted model, not a curated record
UGUUGACAGCUGCACAGAAAAAUCGUCGUCGGCGUCGACGUCGUCAAAAGCGAUCGGUACCAGCCCAAAAUACAGUCGAUUCAAAUCCCAUAGAUGUGGACGAUGAUGAGUCUGUCGAUGAUAAAAUCGAAGAGAAUGAUAAAGAGCGAACAUUUUCGCCCAAAGUUAAUUCAAAAUUCAUUAACGAAGAUGUGGAAAUCGAGACGGCAAUGUUAUUGAAACAUUUAACCAAAGAUACUGAAUUUACGCUUAAAAAAGAGCGUGCAAUUGAGUUUUUCACAUCAAAUUUAUCAGUGGAUGACAUAAAAGAGGUGGAAAAAAUCGACGAACCAAAAAAUGUCGAUCAAAUUGAUGUUAUGCCAUCGCCUGAAAUGCCACCGGAAAAUUAUCAAGAUGGACCACAAUUGGCACUAUCUUAUUUGAAUGAUGAAAUUGAAGCGCUUGUCGUGCCAUUUGAUAAACGAACCACUAUUUUAUUUGAUGAUCAACAAAUUUACAUGCCCAAACUAACAUUGCCAAAAGAAUUUCCGCUGGACGUCGAAAGCGGUGAUGUGAAAUUCAAACGAAAUUUAAUUGAAGAAGGACAUUUUUUGAAAUCAAAGCCAAACAUUUGGACCAUGAAUCGUGCACUAUUUAUCAAUCGAUUGACUGAAGAAGGUGCAUUGCAUUGGUAUGAUUUUGAUCAGAAAGAAAUUCGAAAUCUUUGUAAUUUAACAUUAAGUCGACGACUCAUAAAAACAUUUUGUGCGGAAAAAUUUCAUCCCAUCGAUUAUCCACCGAGUAGUGUUUGUCUGGAGUUGGACGCAUUUUCAAUUCAAGAUCGAAUUUUAAAAAUUCACAUCAAACACAUUGACUUCGAUGUACAUCCAAUAUUUAAUAAUGAACAAAAAUUGGCCAGAGAACUUGAAUCGCUGCACGAUGAAUAUAUUGCAAUGAAACAAAAUGAUAUUCUCAAGAAAAUUGAAACGAAAUUGAAAAUUUUACGCCAACUUCUCGAUACGGUGAGAAAAAAUAGCAAAAAACAAACAACCGUCGAUCAUUUGCAAAUUCAUCGAGACGAAUUGAAAGAGUUGCGCUCAACAUGGCACAUUGAGAGCACAAAAUAUCGUACGCUUAUGAAAAGAAUACUUGAAAAAUGGGCCGAACUGAAGAAGUCAAGAGAUGGAGUAUCAGUUCCGAGCACUUCAUUGAAAUUGAUAAUUAAAGCACGCAAUCCAGAUGUUGAGAACGACGAAUACGAAUGGAGUCAAAAGUUUGAAUUAGAACAUCAUGAAAUGAUGGAAGAAGCAAUGGAAUUGUAUCGCAAACAAAAAGCCCAACGAAAACUGUAUGGCAAACGUGGUUCCAAGUCCGACAUUGCCAUUCAAAAUGAUGACCAAGAAAAUGCCACCAUGAUUGUUAAACCAAAUGCAAAAAAAAUUGAACAAGAACUUUUGGCGAUAUUUGCCGCUUCAAUGCGUCCGCCAGACGAACAAAUUAUCGAUUUUGAACUGGAGAAUGUCAAUACAGCGACCAUGAAAAGUCCACCAAAAUACAUUGUACGACUGAUUCUCGACGAUGGCCAUUUGGACUUUCCGGAAAGUACAAAAUUAAACAAUGUCGGACAGGCCAGUUUGAAUGCCAUUUAUUCCAUAAAAUUUACCACAAGAAUUUCCAAUCAAUUAAAAUUUCAGAUUUUUGAAAAAACAAACUUGGCCAUUCCAUGGCGAAUUGCUGAGACUCAUUACCAAACACCAAAUGAAACAGAAACAUUUCUACCGACUGUGUUGUCGUCCAUUCAUUUCGAAAGUCCAAAAUAUGUUGGUAAAAUUGUGUGUUCGAUUGGAUGGGCAUCAACGGAUCUUGAACCGGAACGUAUUUCAAUUGCAUCGCAAGCAUUAUCAAAAGCAACACCCGCUCAAGGUACGGUUGGUCAAUGGUAUACCGAUCAGUUAAUUGAUCCAAUGGAUCCCGAUAAUCGUGUACUUGUUUCGCUAAUGGAAAAAACUCAAUCAACAUCGGUAAAACAUCAACCACAACAAGAUAUGCAAUCGAAGCAAAAUCUCUUCCGAUUAAAUGAAGACACAUACGCAUUUUGUGAUCGUGAAAAAUUGAAUGAUAACAAACGAAUUGAAUUGUUGAAUGCACGUUUCAAUAGCGAUUUGAAGCUGAAAGAUUGUAAACUUGUGCCGCAUAAUGAGGUUGAAAUUGAGAUUCCAGUCGAUUUAAAAAUAUUCGAAGAUAUGCUAUGGGUCGAUCCGAUCGAUGUGCAACGCUAUCAGGGCAAAAAGUAUUUGAAACAUGUUUACGACAUCAUUACAAAUCAUUGUGAAGUAAUUAAUCGCAGCUAUGAGCAUCGUGAUUUAUUGAUCGGCGAUACGCCACCAACAUUAUAUGGUGCCAUCGAAGCAUUUACGAAUAUUUUCAGCCCAAGACGACCACUCAAUCCACAUCGCAAAACAUUGUUUCGUAAAUCAAAUUUUCACGAGGAUCGGGUGAAUCGAUUUAAUAUCAUAAUAAAUGUAGUCAGAGCCAGCGGAAUACCCUAUCGAAAUUCAAACGAAGUUAUUGUCAAUAGACGCACCAGUUUGGGUUCGACAAUGCAAAAUCUUCAACGUCAUGCCAAUGUAAGACCAUUUGUGACCGCCACUUUUCGCGAUAAGACAUUACGAACAUCAACGGUUGAUGGAUCAAGCCCCACAUGGAACGAACAAAUUGUUAUUCCAAUCAAUGAGGGAAUUAAUCAAAUCAAGGAUUCACUCUGGUUUCACAUGUACGAUGAACUCAUCGAAGACAUACCAUCGAAUGAUAAUUUUAUGACACCGACAUCUGAGAUUUACCAAAAAAUAUCCAGUCAUUAUUUGGGCGAAUUAUUGAUUCCAUUCAGUACAAUUUAUGCCAGCCAAAGGAUCGAAGGUACAUUUGAAAUGAUGACUCCGUUGAUUCUAUUGGGUUACACAAAACCAGCGGUGAAUUUAUCAGAUCAUGGGCCUGAAUCGAAUGGCGGUGUGCUUGAAACGCGUCAAUCAAUUUUAAUUUCAUUGCUAAUCAGUAUCGAGCCCAUCAUUGAAAUUACCCACUUUUCCACAUCACAUUUGGAGUGCAUUGAAUUGACGGCGAUAAAAAAUCGUAUUGACCUAUGGUUGUCCGAAAUAGCUGAUGAAUUUCCACACCGUGCUCAAGAUCCUCUAAUAAGUUUGGCCAAUGGUAAACGGGUCUGUAUAACCCGUCUCAUUGGUCCCAUUGAUAUUCCAUUCGAACGAAAUGAAACGUCUGAAUAUAUGAUUCGACGGUUUGUCUCAUUGAUACCGGUACGACCGCACAAAAAUGUGUGCACAAAAUUGAAUGGUGUUUGGUUGACGAAUGAUCAAAUUUUGAAUAUUUUGAUCGCAUCGCCAAAGGAUUUGGGUGUAUUGUUGACAUGCUUUUAUUUGUCGCUUGGUUUUAAUGCAUAUUUAGUGAUGGGAUUUGCUAUUCCAUAUGGUGACACAACAUUUGUACUGACCAAAGAGAAUAAUGAAUAUUUUUUAAUCGAUCCACAUUCGGGACGAAAAUGUUCAAGCCGUGAUACAUUUUGUGCACUGAUGAAAGUCUAUUGCAUUGUUAAUCCGAAAAAUGUUUGGGCCAAUAUUCAACGUGAGCAACGAGUUUUUAUGCAAAAUUUCGAUACAAGCCAAACAACGGAAUGGCGUGAAUUAUUCACUAAAUCAACACCAGCACCGAAUGAUUUAGCACAUGAUCUCACACUUAAAUACACUGACAGUUUGGAUUGUGGCAAUUUGAAGAAAUCCAUUGAAACGAAAAUCAUGAAGAAAUUCCGAAGUUGGCGCAUGGAACGUAAAACCGUUUGGAACAAACGAUAUACAGAAAUAAUGUUACAAAUUUUAAAAGACCUUGAAGAAGAUCAGUGCUUUGGUGUUGAACAAAAAAUGUACACACAUAAAUUAAUCGAGAGCACGCAAGCAAAGUACAAAAUUAGCGGUUUUCCAAUGAAUAUGCCGUAUGUUAGCAUUUCAAAAAUCAUCGAACGAGUCAAAGCCACCGAAAUUUAUCUAAAUUCCGAUCAAAAGGUUGAAUUUGCACUUGCCGUUCAUAUUCAAUCGUAUCCGAUGAACAUUUUCUCCGUUUGGAUUUUUGUGCUGGCUCUCAUUCCAAUUGCAUAA